AACCAUCGACUGCUCAAGCAAAAACCCAUCGCCCCAUCCUUCCUUCCUUCCUUCCGUCUGCAAUCCCUCGGGCGCGCUCUCGGAAUCGGGCCGCCCGGAACCGUCGCCGCCGGCGAGCUCGGAGUGGGGGGGCCCUUUCGACCGGCGAGGGAGAAGCGAGGGGGGGAAGUUUCCCCGAUGGACGGGAGGGGGAGGUCGCGAGGGAUGAUCCCGAUCCUCGCGCUCCACGCCCUGAGCGAGUACUACCGGCUGGAGCGGAAGCCCCCCGUCACCGCCGGCCUCCUCGCCGCCAACACGCUGGCGUACCUCCGCCCCGGCGCCCUCGAUUCGAUCCUGCCCCCCAUCGACCGGGUCUGGUUCAAUCCUCACCUCAUUCUCAAGUACAAGGACCCGAAGCGCUUCUUUUUAUCAGCAUUUUACCAUGUGAAUGAGUCUCACCUGGUAUACAACAUGCUGUCGUUAUUAUGGAAGGGAAUUCAAUUGGAAAGUUCGAUGGGAAGCGCUGAAUUUGCAUCCAUGGUUGCUACAUUAUUAGCAAUGUCCCAAGGAAUAACUCUGUUACUCGCGAAAUCCCUUUUUGUUUUCUUCGAUUAUGAAAAGCCUUAUUACUCAGAAUAUGCAGUUGGAUUUUCUGGUGUCCUCUUCGCCAUGAAAGUUGUCUUGAAUUCACAGUCCGAGAACUACACAUAUGUACAUGGGCUGGUAGUUCCUGCACGCUAUGCAGCAUGGGCUGAAUUGGUUCUGAUUCAAAUGUUUGUGCCGGGCGUUUCAUUUCUUGGACACCUUGGAGGGAUACUUGCCGGCAUUCUUUAUCUGCGGCUAAGGGGUAUGUACUCAGCUCCCGAUCCACUGACUCUGGUUGUCAGAGGCGUCAGUGGUGUGCUGAGGUGGCCAUUGAGGUUCAUGCAGUCCUUGUUCGGGUUCCGCCGUCGUCGGAUUUCCGGUAGAGGAACAGUGGGUAGAAAUCAAAGAGGAUGGACUGAGCCUGGUGUUUGGAGAUGCGGUGCUUGUACCUACGAUAAUUCCACCCAGUUAAACGAAUGUGAGAUGUGUGGGACAAGUCGGAGUAUUAGUAGGUCCCGUUCGCGUCCAUCUUCCAGGUAUUCUGAGGAUCUUCCUCUGGACGAAUUGCGCCGUCGAAGAGUCGAAAGGUUCGGGAGAUGACACUGUCACUUGUAAAGGGCGGAUGGCCCAUAAACUUGUGAAAGGGGGUCGUAGGAUCCAUAGUAUGAUACACUUUUGCUGACACUGUAGAGUUCUGUGAUCGUUGCACAUAGAUGUGUGCGCCUCGACAGUUUACAUUUUUUGAAUUAAAUCUGACGGGUUGCAUAUGCAGUUGCUUUUCCGUGUUGUACACUGAAAAAGUAUGAUAAUGACGUACAUCUAGUUGCAGAGGAA
Syzygium oleosum is the source of this 1398-nucleotide messenger RNA. RefSeq names its product rhomboid-like protein 14, mitochondrial. Gene Ontology annotation, cellular component: membrane. The transcript has 2 exons. The coding region runs from base 178 to 1164 and encodes 328 amino acids. The record is from RefSeq and is a predicted model, not a curated record. NCBI's taxonomy places the organism in Eukaryota, Viridiplantae, Streptophyta, Magnoliopsida, Myrtales, Myrtaceae. Gene Ontology annotation, molecular function: serine-type endopeptidase activity.